Molecule: messenger RNA, 765 nt
Organism: Tilletiaria anomala UBC 951
Lineage: Eukaryota; Fungi; Basidiomycota; Exobasidiomycetes; Georgefischeriales; Tilletiariaceae
Exons: 1
Coding region: 189-578 (129 amino acids)
Source: RefSeq, a predicted model, not a curated record
GCAGUGACAGAACAGGUCGGAAUUGCCUGAGAAGGCUUCGGACGGUGCCAGUUCCAUACGCGACUGCUGUCAUCGAGCGUCAGUAUGGCUGGUAUCAACAGCGAGAGCUCUAUCAGGAGGCUCAAUAUGUCUGGGAAUGACUUUUAAGCGAAGUCUUUCGUUUCAUUCGGCUGAGCUGUGGAACUGGCAUGCUCAUUUGCGUACGCCACCGGUGCAGGUGGUGUGUAAGCAACAUUUCCCGCCUGCUCAGUGGGAGCGGAGCGAUUCAUCUGCCCUCGGUUGUUAGGGUCUUGCGCCUCCAUCGUCUUGCGCUGCCGGCCGGCCUCCUCCUUCUUGGCUGCGUACCGCUACUGCGGCUGCUGCCUAAAUAUGCAGAGGCCCGACAGCAGGGGAUGGCAAACGCCAGCGGCAUAGUUAUCGUGCGUGCCGAACAACUCGAGACAUUUGAGCGUUUGCAAAAUGCGCGACCGAACCAAUCCAGAUCGGCCUGCGGCCAUUUAUGCCGCCGUAACCUACUGAAUCGGGCGAUGAGUGGUUGUCAAAGUCGGCCAAAAGGAAGGGGACAGCGAAAUUGGUAGAUGCCCUUAGCAAAUGCGGAUGCAAGAGAGUAAGCAUACGUCAAUAUUCAGCUUGCUCCCACGCUCGAAAGACAGGAAAUCGACAUGAUCGCCCCACAGAGAUCGAGUUGCCGUGGAGCGGCUCCACUCCGAAGUCGCAAGCUUCAAUACGAGCGGCAUGAACUCUUGAAAUGCGCGAGAAAACGCA